GUGCGCCGACAGCGACCGGCCCCACCUCGCGUUCCUCCGAGCGGCGUCGGCUGCAGUCGCCCCGCCAGCCCGUCCGGCCGUCCGCACCGCGAGAGGAGCCCCCUGCCCUGCCCGCCCCUCCCGCCCCUCCCUCCCCCCGUGCCCGCACCCCACGUGAAGCGGAAUAUAAAGGGGGUGUGAGGCUGGUGGGAAAGUGAAUGGCGGAGGACUGAGGGGUCCCCUCUGGCCCCGGCCGCCCAGCUCACGCUCGUUCAUCCUCCCUUCCCGAAGCUCGCCCUCGGCGGCAGCAGCGGCCGGCGCCUCGGGCUGAGGAGGAGGAGGAAGACUCUCGCCGGGCGGAGCGUCGGGUCCGGCUCUCCUGUGCGCGUCUCGAGCACAAAGAUUACGGUGUAGGAGGAAAUUGCCCUCGCCCCUGCGCCGCCGGUACCGACACAAUGCACCAGCCGCCUGAGUCCGCCGCCGCGGCCGCCGCCGCUGCAGACUUCAGCGCUAGGAAGAUGGCGCACCCGGCCGUGUUCCCUCGAAGGGGCAGCGGCGGGGGCAGCGCCUCUGCGCUCGGUGCAGCAGGUACCGGUGUUGGUAGUACCGCCACGUCUGCUGAGGACUUUCCGCCUCCGUCGCUGCUUCAGCCGGCGCCUGCUGCAGCAUCGUCCACGCCGGGACCGCAGCCUCCGCCUCCACAAAGCCUGAACCUCCUUUCGCAGGCUCAGCUGCAGGCACAGCCCCUCGCGCCAGGCGGAACUCAGAUGAAAAAGAAAAGUGGCUUUCAGAUAACUAGCGUUACUCCGGCGCAGAUCUCUGCCAGUAUCAGCUCGAACAACAGCAUAGCAGAGGACACCGAGAGCUACGACGAUCUGGAUGAAUCUCACACAGAAGAUCUCUCUUCUUCGGAGAUCCUUGAUGUAUCGCUUUCCAGGGCUACUGACCUAGGGGAGCCUGAGCGCAGCUCCUCAGAAGAGACUCUGAAUAACUUCCAGGAAGCAGAGACUCCUGGAGCAGUCUCUCCUAACCAGCCUCACCUUCCUCAGCCUCAUUUGCCUCACCUCCCACAACAAAAUGUUGUGAUCAAUGGGAAUGCUCACGCACACCACCAUCACCACCAUCAUCUCCACCACGGGCACCACCUCCACCACGGGCACCAUCCAGCCCAUGUUGCUGUGGCCAGUGCAGCCGUUCCUGGAGGGCCACCCGCAAGCCCAGUAUCCAGAAAACUCUCUACAUCUGGAAGCUCUGAGGGUGUUGUGCCAGUGACACCAACUUCUGCUGUAUCAUCGAGCUGCUCACCUGCAUCUGUAAUGACUAAUAUCCGGGCUCCAAGUACUACAGGCAGUGUAGGUAUAAAUUCUGGUACUGGCGCUAGUAGAGUGAAUAAUGUUAAUGUUGCUUCUGUGGGUAGUUUCAGUCCUAAUGUGACAAGCAGCAUGCUUGGUAAUGCUAAUAUAAGUACAGGCAAUAUUCCUAGUGUAAGUGCUGGGCCUGGAGCUACCAGUGGUAUUAAUGUGAAUAUCUUGAGUGGUAUGGGCAAUGGUACUGUUUCUUCCUCUGCUGUUAACAGUGUCCCUAAUGCAACUGCGGGAACGAAUGUGGGAUUAGUUUCAAGUCAGCAGCAACAACCAACAGUUAACACAUCAAGGUUCAGAGUUGUGAAGUUAGAUUCUACUUCUGAACCGUUUAAAAAAGGCAGAUGGACUUGCACUGAGUUCUAUGAAAAAGAAAAUGCUGUAUCUGCUACAGAAGGUGUGACAAAUAAAGUGGUGGAGACUGUAAAACAAAACCUGGCAGAAUUGACUUCUGAGAGGGAGAGCACUAGUGGGAGUUCAGUGAGCAGUGGUGUCAGCACACUGAGUCACUACACAGAGAGUGUGGGAAGUGGAGAGAUGGGAGUUCCUACCUUGGUACCGCAGCAGCCACCAGCUCUUCAAGGUGUGGCCCUCCAGCAGAUGGAUUUCGGUAGCACUGGUCCACAGAGUAUUUCGGCAGUUAGUAUACCACAGAGUAUUUCUCAGUCACAGAUGUCACAAGUACAUUUACAGUCUCAAGAACUAGGCUAUCAGCAAAAACAAGGUCUUCAACCGGUACCUCUGCAAGCCACUGUCAGUGCUGCAACUGGUAUCCAGCCAUCACCUAUAAACGUGGUUGGUGUAACUUCAGCUUUAGUUCAGCAGCCUUCCAUUUCCAGUUUGGCUCAACCCCAGCUGCCAUAUUCACAGACAGCUCCUCCAGUGCAAACUGCCCUUCCGGGGGCACCACCCCAGCAGUUACAAUAUGGACAACAGCAACCAAUGGUUUCUACACAAAUGGCCCCAGGCCAUGGUCAGUCAGUGACUCAAAAUCCUACUUCAGAAUAUGUACCACAGCAGUCACUUCUGCAAACAGCAAUGUCCUCUGGGCAGCCCAGUUCUGCAGGAGCGGGAACAGGAACAACGGUGAUUCCUGUAGCACAGCCACAGGGGAUCCAGCUGCCAAUGCAGUCCACAGCAGUUCAAGCACAACCUGCAGGCGCAUCUGGCCAGCCUGUUGGCCAGGCUCAAACAGCAAUGUCUGCUGUACCUAUUGGAGGUCAAAUUGCAACUAUUGGUCAACAAGUAAAUGUACCUACUGCAGUGCAGCAGCCUUCUACCCAGUCUACACCUUCAGUUAUUCAGCAAGGUGCUCCUCCAUCUUCACAAGUAGUUCUACCUGCUCAAACUGGGAUUAUUCAUCAGGGAGUUCAAACUAGCACUUCAAGCCUUCCUCCACAGUUGGUCAUUGCACCCCAGAGUACCUUGUUAACUGUGCCUCCCCAGCCACAAGGAGUAGAACAGGUAGUUCAAGGAGUUGUUUCACAGCAGUUGCCCGCAGUUAGUCCUUUACCCUCUGCUAGUAGUAUUCCUGUUACAAACCAGGUUAGUUCAGGUGGUCCUGGAAUACCUUCUGCCCCAACAAACUUGGUUCCACCACAGAAUAUAGCACAACCCCCUGCCACUCAAAGUGGUAAUUUGGUUCAAAGUGUUAGUCAACCUCCCUUGAUAGCAACUAACAUAAAUUUGCCAUUGGCACAACAGUUACCACUAAGUUCUACUCAGUUCUCUGCACAAUCAUUAGCUCAGGCAAUUGGAAGCCACACUGAAGAUGCCAGGCGCCCAGUGGAGCCCUCCGUAGUUGGCUUACCUCAGACUACCAGUGGUGACAGUGGGGGAAUGUCAGCAGUUUCAGAUGGGAGUAGCAGCAGCCUAGCAGCCUCUGCUUCUCUUUUCCCGUUGAAGGUGCUACCGCUGACAACACCCUUGGUGGAUGGCGAGGAUGAGAGCUCCUCUGGUGCAAGUGUGGUAGCUAUCGACAACAAAAUCGAGCAAGCUAUGGAUCUGGUGAAGAGCCAUUUGAUGUAUGCAGUUAGAGAGGAGGUGGAGGUCCUUAAAGAGCAAAUCAAAGAACUAAUAGAGAAAAAUUCCCAGUUGGAGCAGGAAAACAAUCUGCUGAAGACACUCGCCAGUCCUGAGCAGCUCGCCCAGUUCCAGGCCCAGCUGCAGACUGGCUCCCCUCCUGCCACCUCACAGCCACAGGGGAGCACACAGCCCCCCGCCCAGCCUGCGUCCCAGGGCUCAGGACCAACUGCAUAGGCAGAUGUGUCCCCGUGGAACUGGCUGCUCCUAUCUGAUCUGAACAGACGGAGAUGUACUAGGGAGAAUCUACGCCCACAGUCACCGAUUUCAUUGCUUGCUGCAAAAGAGACGUGAGACUGAUACACGCCAUUAUCUCUUUUUUCCAGUAUUAAGCACUCCUAAGCUUUUGGGUUGAAGAAACUUAGCUGGGUGAAUUAAAGGUUAAUCAGAGAAUUAGCUUGGAUGUCCGGGUGCGGUUUGGCACAUACCGGAGGAAUGGUUUCAUUGCUGAGGAGCCGAGUGCCUUCCAUCCCUUCCCAGCUGACCACCCCAUUUCCAAGAGUGCACUCUCAUGCUUGCACAUAGUUCACUGCGUGGGGUCAGGAAGCAGUGGGGCUCCUUACUGGACUUUGCUUUCUCCUCUCCUGCCACCAUGAAGAACUUGAAAGGGAGGCAAGAGACAAAUGAGGGAGAUUGCAGUUUAUCGUACAAACUGAUGACUGUCACCCAAACACAUUUUUAAAAAAGUACUGUGCCUCUUUUUGUGGAACGGCAGACAACACAAAGCAUUGGUGAGAAAAUGGUGAUAGGUAGCUGGAAUCUAGGCUGUCUUACUAUGAAGAUUGUUUUGCUUAUUGUAUAUUUGUGUAUGUAGUGUAACUAUUUUGUACAGUAGAGGAUUGUAACUACUAUUUAGGCUGUACAGAUUUGAAAUUUACCUGUUUCAUUGGCUGUUUGAAGAGGUGUGGAUUGUCUUUUAUAUAGAGAUCUAUAUGAAAACUACUAUCUAAUACAAACCACACCUAAAGAAAUUUUAAGAAUUUGGCACAGUUAGUCAUUUGGUGUAAUCUGAAAUGUAGCUGCUGAAUAUCUAAAGUAAAUCCCUGUUCUCUGAAGUUUUUUGAUUGAGCUGGUUGAAUACUUUGAAAAGUGAUCAAUUCUAACUAAUGAAUUGAUUUCCCCAUAGGAUUCUGCAUAUUACCUGUAUAGUAGUUAUAUGGAUAUGUUUCUGUGCAUGUUUGGUACACAGUUGUAAGGUGUCCCUGUAUUUAACUGUUGUACUUGUCAACUUUCAAUAAAGCAUAUAAAAUGUUGAUAA
Chinchilla lanigera (long-tailed chinchilla) is the source of this 4680-nucleotide messenger RNA. It is a transcript of the gene Tsc22d1, whose product is annotated as TSC22 domain family, member 1. The record is from RefSeq and is a predicted model, not a curated record. Gene Ontology annotation, biological process: regulation of transcription by RNA polymerase II. Lineage: Eukaryota; Metazoa; Chordata; Mammalia; Rodentia; Chinchillidae.